Messenger RNA from Debaryomyces tyrocola, 2082 nucleotides. Lineage: Eukaryota; Fungi; Ascomycota; Pichiomycetes; Serinales; Debaryomycetaceae. The record is from the annotation of a GenBank genome assembly.
AUGAGUCAUCAUAGUACUCCACAUUUACAUAAUAAGAAGACGCCUGGGGGUGUUGGUGCCGAUAAUGGACCUAGCGCAUCAACAUCCGCAAAUAAAGGGCCGAUGGACUCGAAUACAAGUAUCAGUGAUUCACAGGCUGCGAAUGCGAAGCAGCUCUUGAAUGCUUACGUGUAUGACUUUCUUAUUAAGAGCAGACUUCCUCAGACGGCGAGAAUUUUUGUCAACGAGGCAGAGGUUCCGUCUAUUCAAAAUAGCUCGGCGAGCUCGAAUAACAAUUCACCGCAUCAGGUGAGUACGGGUAAUACAAAGGGCCCUUCUAGUGUGUCUACACCCCAUACACCCAGUGGUGUUUCCCAACAGUUUCCGAAGGAAAAUAACUUGCCUUGUUUGGCGUUGGCAAUGGAAGCACCGCAGGGGUUUUUGUUCGAAUGGUGGCUGGUAUUCUGGGACGUCUUACAAGCGAAGAAUAAUAAAGGCGGAUCGCAGUUGGCGGCGCAAUACUACCAGUCGCAGAUGUUAAAGCAAAGACAGCAGCAGGACCUUCAAGGGUUGAAUGUUCAGCCUAAUAUGUUCGGACCCGCAACCGGACAAAUUCAACAGCAAAUGCAACAGCAGCAAAAGUCAUCGAUAGACCAACAACAAAUUCCGCAACAAUUCAACCCCCAACAGCAACAGUUGGAUCCACAACAACAGCAACAACGUUACAUGAUGCAAAUGAUGAUGAAACAACAACAAAUGUCCAUGGGUGGUAAUCCUGUGGAUCCUCAGCAGCAGCAGAUGUUUGGUAAUAUGCCACCAAAUAACAAUCUUACUUUGCAACAGAGAAUGUUCAUCACCCAGCAACAGCAGCAGCAAUCACAGAAUAGGAUGCAACAACACGCACAGAACCAAAUGAAUAAUUUGCGUCAACAAGCUGUCGCAGCUCAACAUCAACAUCCACAACAACAACCCGCCCCUGGACAACAGAAUUCACAAGACGCCUCGAGUCAUAGUUCGCCGUCUAACGUUCCAAGAAUGAAUCCCCAAAUAGCUCAAGCCCAGAAUGGCGUUCAACCAUUUCAACAGGCUCAACAACCUAUGGUAAAUGGCAAUGGACAAGCGCAAGCUACGUUUGGUCAGCCCCAGACUCAAAUGGGAAUCAGAAUGAAUAGUAAUGGCAAGCCUUCUGUUCCUGCAAACCAUGGCGACAAUAUGUCGAUUGCAAAUCCAAACUCUAACGAUAAUGGGGCUCCGGCCAAUCGUAAUAUGAAUGCCCUUCAAGAUUAUCAGAUGCAAUUAAUGUUACUUGAGAAGCAAAACAAGAAACGACUUGAUAUAGCAAGGAAUAAUGGUACUGCGGAUCCCAAUGGAUUAAUGGCCUUAAACUCAGGUAUAAUGCCACCCCAAGCACAAUUGCAACAACAUGCGAAUUCUCAAAAUCAAAAUGCUUCACCUGCUGCGAUCGUAAAUUCUCCCGUUGUUAAUAGUAGGCCUUCACCAACGGCUAAUAAUGCUGCUACAGUCGCCAAAAGAAAGAAAGAUCCACCGGCUAAAAGAGGUAGGAAGCCAAGCGCAACUUCGGUUCCUACGAAUGCAAAAGCUGGUAAUGCAAAUAGUAAUGCUGCAAGUGCUACAAAUAAUCCUCCCAAUAAUAGCAAUAAUGCCCCAGUAUUCAAAAAGGAGUAUUCUGCACCACUUACUCCUGCUUCAGAAUCAGCCAAUGAUGCGGUUUCUAAGAGAAAGCGUAGAAAUACAUCUACUACCGAAUCACCAAACAAACAGAGUGUAACUAAAAAUACUGCUAGCAAGGAAAAACCUAUUCCAGAAGAGCCUUCCAAGGACAAGAAGAACGAUGAUAUUCUUCCUGCAACUAGCUCGUCGUUUCAAGAUCAACCCAAUGAUCAAAUAUUUCCAGUGGAAAUACUUGGAGGGAAUAACAAUAAUGAUAACCACCUUUUUGGUGCUCCAAUGAACAACGGUGGAUUAGAUGACAUUGAUUUUGAUUUCAACCAAUUUUUGGAUGGAAGUGGUGAUAAUUCAUUAAACGAUGGAAUGAACGGAUUUAACUGGGGAAGUGUGGAUGCGAUUGAAAAUGGUGAUUAA